AUGCCUCACGUUGGAACUGCCUCCCGUCACGCGUCGCCAGCCUGCUUGGCGGCACUUCACUUCACUAUCUGCACGAUCCAUCAUCUCGCAAACGCAAUCACGAAGCCCAACCACACAUUCGCCGCAAGCAUGGCAGACUCGACGAAGACCACCCGCAGCAGCAAGCGCAAGCGCACCCAAGUCUCAUACUCCGCCGAUGACUACUUUGACUCCCUCGACAUGGAAGGCAACGGCACCGCCACUAAGACCGACAUCGCGCCCGAUGCAGCGACCUUCGAUACCACAUCGGACAACAACGACGAUGACGAUGAACCCGAAGACGGCGAGUUCACACGCAAGGCAUACUCUCAGGAGCUCCGCGAUGAGAUCUACGAUCUGUGCUUGACCGAACCCGACGGUCUUUUGCUCGUCUCGAAGCGUAGAGGAGCUCGAAAGACCGUCGCCCGCGGGUCCGUCACGACGCAGACUGGAACGCACUACCACGGCAAGUAUCGCAGCGGCGGAUACCGCGGCUGGAGGAGGUACUACUACGGCAAUGAAGAUCGUCCUGAAACGACAAACUUCGGAAGCCGCUCACGCAGGUUUGUUCCAGCCCUGCUCGCAGUCAACAAGCAGAUGCGUGAAGAGGGGAGCAGUAGGCUUUACAAGCAAGAGAUUGCGCUCGAAGAUACUACCGCCUUGUUCAACUUUAUCGCCACGAUCGGCGAUCACAACCGACAGAUGGUGUCCAACCUUACCAUCAAAGGCUGGGGACAAGGCAACCUCCAAGCUCACAGAGAUCCAGCCGACCUCGCUGAUACUUUCUACCGCGCUGCGCACUUCUUUCUUGAGGCCUUGGUCGACGCCAAAGGCGACGUUGACGCUGCAGUGGACGUGAUCCAACUUGCUGAAUGGCACUUCGACAAGACUCGCGUUACGCCACCGACCCUUCAGUCAGCCGCGUCUGGCAGCGCCGUGGAGUACAAACCUGUUACUGAAGUGGAGAAGCAGUUCCAGGAUGAGUUGAGGAAGCUCUUGGUUGCGCGCUGCCGCCUCGACUGA
Molecule: messenger RNA, 1041 nt
Organism: Zymoseptoria tritici IPO323
Lineage: Eukaryota; Fungi; Ascomycota; Dothideomycetes; Mycosphaerellales; Mycosphaerellaceae
Exons: 4
Coding region: 1-1041 (346 amino acids)
Source: RefSeq, a predicted model, not a curated record